This is a messenger RNA of Dichotomopilus funicola, 1662 nucleotides long. Its product is annotated as sterol uptake control protein 2. The record is from RefSeq and is a predicted model, not a curated record. Lineage: Eukaryota; Fungi; Ascomycota; Sordariomycetes; Sordariales; Chaetomiaceae. The coding region runs from base 1 to 1662 and encodes 553 amino acids. Gene Ontology annotation, molecular function: zinc ion binding; DNA-binding transcription activator activity, RNA polymerase II-specific. The transcript is spliced from 6 exons. Gene Ontology annotation, biological process: regulation of transcription by RNA polymerase II.
AUGUGUCAGAGCACCUUUUUCAACCCCAAAUGGAAGCUACGGGAGCACAUUCUGUUGCUCUUCCUGGUCGUUUUGCUUCUCGUUCUAACGGGCACCUACCUGAACCUGGCCCCCUUCAUAACCCCACCUGACAUCAUGGGCAUCGUUUAUUCCAUCAAAUCGAUCUUUAUCGUCGCCUAUCAACUUCUCACCGAACACACACGUCGGUUCGCCAGAUGGAAGAUCUUGAAGGCGAACUUCAUACUGAACUGCAUGGAGUCUGUUUUUUGGCUCACCCUCAUUGUGCUCAAGUUCAUGGGCAUUUCGAGAUUUUGCAUUGGGAGCAGCUGCGCGGUAGCGUGGGUCGGCACGUUUGUGGUUAUUAUCAUCUUACCGAAACGAACAGUGGUCAGGCCCCGUCCACACCCGAAAACGCGAACAGGAUGCCGGACCUGCAAGAGACGCAGGGUCAAGUGCGAUGAAAGUAGACCGUCAUGUCGUAGAUGCAUAAAGAGUGGACUGCCAUGCGAUUUUAUCAUUCAUGGUGCCUCGUCUGCCUCUCCCGCCGUCCCGGUGGACCAGGACCCGUUGCCGCCGCCUCAACAUCCGGUGUCUACAGUCUCGUCUCCAUGCGAGAUCAACCUGAUGGACCUCGAACUCAUGCACAACUUCACCACCUUUACUUACACGACCAUGGUCAGCGACCCAGCAGUCCGGCAACUGCUACGAACGACAGCCGUCCACAUGGCUGCCGACUGCGAAUACCUCAUGCGCUCCAUCCUCGCUGUCUCUGCUCUUCACCUGUCCCGAUAUCGCCCGCAAAAGAAGGCUCUGUACCUCCAGCGCGCCAUGGACCACCACCAGGCCGCCAGCGCUGCCGCCAUUGAGUUGCUGGCUGACUUGCAGGCUGACGAGUGCGAGAGGCUACAUCUGUUCUCUAUGCUAACGAUUUACUACGCUAUAGCAUGUCCCGUAAACGAAGCAGACCUCGAGCCAGGCAGCCCCCUAAUCCCCAACUGGCUGCGUCUCCUUCACGGAAUGGAACCCAUCCUGCACGUGUUAAACCCCCAAAACUACCGCGGCACACUAACCCCCCUAUUCGAAUUCGGCCGGAGCCGUAUGCUACCGUUCCUGAGAACAACACCGCCCCGGGACCCGAACUUGCUCGUAGACGUCCAAUCCCUCAUCCACCGCACCUGCGCCAACCCUGAUCUUAUCCUCAUCUACGACGAUAUGAUUGAGCAGCUCCGUCGCGUGCUUGGGCUGAUCCUGACACCACCUCGCGGCGCCAUGGGUGCGACCCACGUCCAUUCUCAUGGGUCCAGCGUCCCACAAACACCAGGCGGAGCUACAAUGCCGGGAUCGUCUCCAUCAGGCGCAGCAGGAGCGGGAGCGGCCCCAGAGGCUUUACCAUGGACGAAACUAGAGGCGUGGGACAUCUUGAUAUGGCAAUGGACACAAGGGAAGCAUUUCCUCCCGUUGCUCGAUGCCGUCGAUCCGCCGCAGGAAGCCUUGGUCAUAUUCGCGUAUUGUCUGCUCGUAGUGAGGAAGCUUGAAAGCCAGUGGUAUGUCGAGGGUUGGGCGGAUCAUCUCAUGGGGAAAACGUGGGCGUUGCUGGAUGCUGAGCAUCGCCAUUGGGUUGUUUGGGCGACGGAGGAGAUGGGUUGGAUUCCGCCAAGGUAG